This is a messenger RNA of Heterocephalus glaber (naked mole-rat), 3880 nucleotides long. It is a transcript of the gene Itgae, whose product is annotated as integrin subunit alpha E. The record is from RefSeq and is a predicted model, not a curated record. Gene Ontology annotation, molecular function: integrin binding. NCBI's taxonomy places the organism in Eukaryota, Metazoa, Chordata, Mammalia, Rodentia, Bathyergidae. Gene Ontology annotation, cellular component: integrin complex; external side of plasma membrane. Gene Ontology annotation, biological process: cell-cell adhesion; integrin-mediated signaling pathway; cell adhesion mediated by integrin.
CUCCGCCUCCUGGCCACCUCAGCUGAAGAGAGGAAGCUGAAAACUUGGCCAGGCCCAUGGGUAGCUCCCUGCCCAGCUCACACACUCCUGCCUCUGCUCCACCUAAGAUGAUGUGGCUCUUCCCUGCUCUGCUCUGCAUGUCCAACCUGGCUCCCCUGGGGGCCUUCAACCUGGACGUGGCCCAGCCCUGGGUCACGCGGGAGGCAAGCAUGCCUUUUGUGCUCAGCUCUCUUCUGCAUCAAGAUCCCAGCAACAACCGCACCUGGCUCCUGGUCACCAGUCCUAGAAUCAACAGGACCUCAGCACCCCUACAUCGAUGCUCCCUCACCCAGGAUGCAAUCGCUUGCCAACCUGUAGAGCAUGUCCCCAUCCCAAAGGGGAGGUACCAGGGAGUGACAGUUGUCCGGAACCACCAUGGUGUCUUGAUAUGCAUUCAGGUGCAGGCCCGGCGGCCCCACAGCCUCAGCUUAGAACUCACAGGUGCCUGCAGCCUGCUGACCCCUGACUUGCGGCCCUGGGCCCAGGCCAGCUUCUUUGACCUUGAAAAUCUCCUGGCUCCGGAUGCAUAUGUGGAUGCUGGUAACUGCAACAGGAACAGAAGAGGAAGUACAGGGCAGGAGGAGAAUGGAGCCAGGAAGUCAAGGGCUCUGGAGGAAGAGGAGGAAGAGGAGGAAGCUGGCACUGAGAUCGCCAUUGUCUUGGAUGGCUCAGGAAGCAUUGAUCCUCCAGACUUCCAGAGAGCCAAAGAAUUCAUCUCUAACAUGAUGGAGAAGUUCUAUGACAAAUGUUUUGAGUGCAGCUUUGCCCUGGUGCAGUAUGGAGAAGUGAUCCAGACUGAGUUUGACCUUCGAGACAGCCAGGAUGUGAGUGCCUCACUUGCCAGGGUCCAGAACAUCACUCAAGUGGGGAAUGUCACCAAGACUGCCUCAGCCAUGCAGCACGUCCUAGACCACAUCUUCACUCCAAGCCGUGGCUCCAGAAAAAAGGCAUCCAAGGUCAUGGUGGUGCUCACGGACGGUGACAUAUUUGGUGACCCCCUCAACCUCACAACCGUCAUCAACUCAGCAGAGAUGCAGGAUGUAGAGCGCUUUGCCAUUGGGGUUGGAAAUGCGUUCCAGAAAGUUAAGACUGAAGCAGAACUGAAGCUCAUCGCCUCGACCCCUAGUGAGACCCAUGCCUUCAAGGUGACCAACUACGCAGCGCUAAACGGGCUGCUGAGUAAGCUGCAGCAGAACAUCAUCCACACAGAAGGCACCGUGGGAGAGGCCCUCCGCUACCAACUGGCACAGACUGGCUUCAGCGCCCAGAUCCUGGAUGAGGGUCAGGUGCUCCUCGGUGCUGUCGGGGCAUUUAACUGGUCUGGGGGCGCACUGCUCUACAACAUGCAGUGCCGUCAGGGCUGCUUCCUAAACCAGACUCCAGCAGAUAUGGGAGCUGCACAGUACAGCUACCUGGGUUACUCAGUGGCCGUGCUACACAAGGCCCAUGGCAUCUCCUACAUAUCGGGGGCUCCACAGUACAGGCAACGUGGGGCCGUGUUUGAGCUCCAGCCGGACAGCAGAGAGGCCACCUCCUCUCGGGUUCUGGAAGGAGAGCAGUUGGGGUCCUACUUUGGUUCCGAACUGUGCCCUGUGGACAUCGAUAUGGAUGGAACCACAGACUUUUUGCUGGUGGCUGCUCCGUUCUACCACGUCCAUGGAGAAGAAGGCAGAGUCUACGUGUACCGUCUGCAUGAGCAGGACGGUUCCUUCUCGUUGGCUCACGUGCUGAGUGGGUAUCCUGGGUUCUCUAGUGCCCGCUUUGGUUUUGCCGUGGCAGCUGUGGGGGAUAUCAAUCAGGAUAAGUUCACAGAUGUGGCCAUUGGGGCUCCCCUGGAGGGUUUGGAUGUGGAUGACGGGGGCAGCUUCGGCAGUGUGUACAUCUACAAUGGACACCAGGAUGGCCUCUCUGCCCGCCCCUCACAGUGGAUCAGAGCCUCUUCCGUUGACUCACGACUCCACUACUUUGGUGUGUCUGUGGCUGGUGGCUUAGAUUUCAGUGGUGAUGGCCUUGCUGACAUCACUGUGGCCACACUGGGCCGAGCAACUGUGCUCUGCUCACGACCUGUGGUUCACCUGAAGGUGUCCAUGACCUUCACCCCUAGUGCACUGCCCAUUGGCUUCAACGACAGCGUGUACGGGCAUUUGUGUUUUGAAAUGAGUUCCACAACUGUGGCAGCUGAAUCAGGCCUCAGGGAGACAGCCCUCAACUUCACGGUGAGUGUGGACGUGGCGAAGCAGAGGAAAAGGCUUCAGUGUGCAGACACGAGGGAGUGCCUGAACCACCGCCUAGAGUGGAAUAGUGAGCCCCGCCUCUGCAAGCACCUCCAGCUUGUCUCCACAGAGGGAGAGCUCUGUGAGGAGGACUGCUUCUCCAACAUCAUUGUCAAAAUUAACUACGAGCUCCAGGCUCCUGAGGGACGGGAGAGGCACAUCUACCCCAUCCUGGACAUUUACAUGGAGCCUUCUGUGAUCUUCCAGCUGCCCUACGAGAAGGCCUGCAAGAAUCAGCUGUUUUGCAUCGCUGAGUUACAGCUCGCCACUGCCAUGUCUCAGCAGGAAUUGGUGGUGGGUCUCUCCAAGGAACUUACCAUGAACAUUAGCCUAACUAACUCUGGGGAAGAUUCCUACAUGACAAGCAUGGCUUUGAAUUACCCUAGAAAUUUGCAAUUUAAGAGAAUACAAAAGCCUCCUGCUCCAAACAUUCAGUGUGCUGACCCUAAGCCAGUUGCAUCCAUCCUGGUCAUGAACUGCAAGAUUGGUUACCCCAUACUCAAGAGGUCAUCUGUAAACAUGUCAGUAGUUUGGCAGCUGGAAGAGAAUAUCUUUCCAAACAGAACAGCAGACAUCACUGUGACCACCGGCAAUUCUAAUGGAAGAUCUUUGGCUAGAAAGACCCACACUCUUCAAUUCAGGCAUGUCUUCAUUGCAGUUCUUUCCAAACCAUCUGUGAUGUACAUGAACACAAGCCGGGGGCUUUCUGACCAUAAAGAAUUCCUUUUCAAUAUAUAUGGAGAAAAUCUGUUCGGAGCCCGAUUCCAGCUGCAAAUUUGUGUACCAAUCAGAUUACAAGGUCUCGAGAUUUUAAGAGUGAAGAAUCUGACAAAGAUUCAGGACUACACGGUGUGCACCCAGAGUGAGGAGCGUGCCUGUGGGAGCGAUCCGGUUCAGCAUGUUGAAAAGUGGCACUCAGUGAGCUGUGCCAUCACUUCGGAUAAAGAAAAUGUCACCGUGGCUGCAGAGAUCUCCUUGGAUCACUCUAAGCAGUUACUAAGAGAUGUAACUGAACUACAGGUCCUUGGUGAAAUAUCUUUCAACAAAGCCCUAUAUGAGGGACUGAAUGCAGAGAAUCACAGAACUAAGAUCACAGUCAUCUUCCUGAAAGAUGAAGUAUACCAUUCUUUGCCUCUUAUCGUUGGAAGCAGUGUUGGUGGCCUUCUGGUUUUGGUCGUGAUUGUAAUCAUCCUGUUCAAGUGUGGCUUUUUUAAAAGAAAAUAUCAACAGCUGAACUUGGAGAGCAUGAGGAGGGCCCAGCUGAAAGCAGACGAUCUGCUCACAGAAGAAAAUUAGGAUCCACAUCUUCAUCCAUUGGGAUCCUUGAACUUCUAGAACUUUGGUGUUGUCCUGCUUACUUUUUUCUUAGGAUGAUCUAGAACAGCAUUGAGUAAAUUGGAGAAUAUUGUUUUUUAAUUAUACAUUGUCCUAAAAAGUGUCUGUACAUUGUUAAAAAAGGAAAUCUGGGAAACAUUUGAUACUAAAAUUAAAUGGCUUUCUUUACAAUUGUGCCUUAAAUAUGCAAAUAUUCUUUAUGAUUUGCAGUAAAUUUUGAUGUCUCAGGCCAA